AGUGUGGGUUGGGGGUAGGUCUGAAAACGUCAAAUGAUUGGCACCAAUUGUAAGAUGACUUUCUAACCACGUCAGUUUUUUUAUCUUGUGAGAAGUAAACUUUCUCAUGUCUGUUUUUCUGCGAACUAACUUCGCCACUUGCUGCAAUUUCAACUCUUUGGAGACUUUUGCUCCUGUAGUCGUCUUGUCUUCUCAUCGGUUGCUUUCUAUUUAUAUUUUUUGGGAGCUGUGCUUAAGUGCCAGCUGGUGGACUUUUGUAAUGCUUCGUUCUUGAUCAAGUUAACUUUAACAUCACAACCAGAUGAAGGUAUUUUGUUUUGCUUUCUCUGUUAGAUGUUGAAUGCUGGCAGUAGUGGUUCUGUUACAUUUUGCAAAAUGAGUGUGUUGAUUUAAAAUGUUUUAAGAGCCAAGUCUUUGCUAUAAUUAUGCAGGUAUUUUUGUUUAUCUGCUUAUCUAUAUGAAAUACAUAGUCAGCAUGGACUGUUGAGAGUAAAAUGCGUGCCAGGUCUGAAACGUGUAUGUGAACAGUGCUUCCAGGAGAGUAUAGACAUAUGGCUACUCAGUUUGUUAUUUCAAAUGUGUCUUUAACUCUUUUGCCCCCAGCAUCACGGUUGCUUUCUCUGAGCAUAGGAACUGCAUUUAACAUGGCUGUGGGGGUUUUCAGGAGGUAGAUUCAUGCGGUUUCUAAAGAUUAGGGUCAGUCUGUUGCUUUGGGAGCUGAUCUAUCUUAAAAUACAUCAUUAUGAGGCUGAUCUUGAGGUUUUGUUUCAAAUUUGUAUUUUUGUCUUCAAAAUACCUCUAGUCUUUAGUUUCUAAAUUAGUCAAACAUCUGGGCAAACAUGUAGGUAUAUUCCUUAGGGGAUUGUAGUGCACUGCUUAGAUCACGGGGCUGUCUUGUUUAUGUUAGCAAAGGAGAUAGAUCCUUCAGUACUUUUCUUGCUUGGAGUGGAAGGGGAAUAGCCAACUGAGAUCAUGCCGAAGAAGGGCACCAAAACCUCUACAGCAGCCCAAGGGAAGGGCACAGGACCCUCGGAGGAGUCUACCAGUGACAUGGAAGUGGAAAAUGAAGGUGACAGACAGCUUGGUGAGGCACCUCCACAAGCAGUCUCGGAUGAGGUGCUUGAUAAUCGAAGUUUAGAAGAGAUUUUGGGUAGCAUCCCUCCUCCCCCACCUCCAGCCAUGACCAAUGAACCUGGUGCUCCUCGUCUCAUGAUAACUCACAUUGUAAACCAGAACUUCAAAUCCUAUGCAGGGGAGCAAACUUUGGGACCUUUUCAUAAGCGUUUUUCAUGUAUUAUUGGGCCAAAUGGCAGUGGGAAAUCCAAUGUCAUUGAUUCGAUGCUUUUUGUGUUUGGGUAUCGAGCACAAAAAAUCAGAUCCAAAAAACUCUCUGUGCUGAUCCAUAAUUCUGACGAGCAUAAGGACAUCCAGAGUUGUUCUGUGGAAGUCCACUUCCAAAAGAUCAUUGACAAGGAAGGAGAUGAUUACGAAGUCAUUCCUAACAGCAAAUUUUGUGUGUCCAGAACUGCUUAUAGAGAUAAUUCUUCUGUCUACCACAUCAAUGGAAAGAAAACAACAUUCAAAGAUGUUGGUAUUCUUCUUCGAAGCCAUGGAAUUGAUCUGGACCAUAACAGGUUCUUAAUUUUACAGGGGGAAGUUGAGCAGAUCGCCAUGAUGAAACCCAAAGGCCAGACAGAACACGAUGAAGGAAUGCUGGAAUACUUGGAAGACUUGAUAGGAUCUGCACGCCUAAAAGAGCCUAUCAAAGCUCUGUGUCGCAGAGUAGAGGUUUUAAAUGAUCAAAGAGGAGAAAAGUUAAAUAGAGUUAAAAUGGUGGAAAAAGAAAAGGAUGCCUUGGAAGCAGACAAGAAUAAAGCCAUGGAAUUUCUGUGUUUGGAAAACAAAAUGUUUAAAGAGAAGAAUCGGAUCUGUCAAUACUACAUCUAUGACCUAAAGAAACGAGUAAGUGAUUUAGAAACGCAGAAAGAAAAAGUCAAUGAAGAAACAAAAGAUGUUAAUGAGAAGAGUAGCAAACUUGCAGAUGAGAUGAAAACCAAGAACAAAGCUUUGAAAGAACUUGAAAAGAAACUCAACAAAAUUACAGCGUUCAUAGAGGAAAAUAAAGAAAAAUUUAGUCAGUUGGAUUUGCAGGAUGUGAAAGUAAGGGAAAGGCUAAAACAUGCCAAAAGCAAGGCUAAAAAACUGGAGAAGCAACUUCAAAAGGACAAAGAAAAGGUAGAAGAACUGAAAAAUGUACCUUCCAAUAGUGAAAAAGCUAUCAGCGAAGCAACGUCUAAGAAAGAGCAUCUUGAGAAGGCAAAAGAGAAAGAAGAAGACAAACUCAAGCAGGUCAUGGAUAGCCUGAAGGAAGAAACACAAGGACUUCAAGAAGAGAAAGAGAGCAAAGAGAAGGAGCUCAUGGAGUUGAGUAAAGCAGUGAACGAGGCACGUUCCAAGAUGGAUGUGGCGCAGUCCGAGCUCGAUCUCUACCUCAGCUGCCACAAUACUGCCCUGGCCCAGUUACAGCAGGCAAAGGAGGCUCUCACCACGACUUCAGAAACUCUGAAGGAAAGGAAAGCUGCCAUCAAAGAUAUAGAAAGAAAACUGCCCCAAGCCGAACGGGACUUGAAGGAGAAAGAGAAUAAGCUUGAGAAGCUGGGAAGAGAAGAACUGGGUGCUAAGGAUCUUGUUCGAAAUCUACGUCAGAAAGUAGAAGAAGCCAAAAGUUCUUUAGCACAAAGUCGCAGUCGAGGAAAAGUGCUUGAGGCUCUGCUUCAGCAGAAGAAAUCUGGCAAUAUUCAUGGACUCUAUGGAAGACUGGGAGACUUGGGAGCCAUCGAUGAGAAGUACGAUGUUGCCAUUUCCUCCUGCUGCGGAGCCUUGGACAACAUUGUUGUUGAUACAAUUGACACCGCCCAGCGCUGCGUCAGCUUCCUGAAGGCCUCAGGAGUUGGAGUUGCCACCUUCAUAGCUCUGGACAAAAUGACUGUAUGGGAAAAAAAAAUGCAAAAGAUCCCAACUCCUGAAAAUACCCCUCGGUUGUUUGACCUGGUGAAAGUGGAGGACGAGAAGGUUCGCCUGGCCUUUUACUUCGCCUUGCGGGACACCCUGGUCGCCAGCAACUUGGAAGAAGCUACCAGAGUAGCUUUCCAAAAAGAGAAAAGGUGGAGGGUGGUGACACUGCGAGGACAAAUCAUUGAACAGUCAGGAACAAUGACUGGUGGUGGAGGUAAAGUCAUGAAGGGCAGGAUGGGUUCCUCAGUCAUUGUGGAUAUUUCAGAAGAAGAGGUCAAUAAAAUGGAAUCUCAGCUGCAGAAGGAUUCCAAAAGGGCAACACAAUAUGGAGAAGAGAAACUACAACUUGAAGAAGCCGUAAGAAAAUUGCGCCAAGAUCUCAGGGAAAUGAGAAAUACUCUAGAAAAGUACACAGCAAGUAUGCAGAGUUUAUCUGAACAAGAAAUUAAUCUAAGAAACCAAGUUAAGGAACUUGAAGCAAAUGUAAUUGCUGCUGCUCCAGACAAGAACAAACAGAAGGAACUGGAAAAAAUACUUAAUAGUUAUAAAAAAGAGUACGAUGGCGUCGCGGAGAAAGCUGGCAAGAUGGAGAAGGAAGUUAAACGGUUACACAACCUCAUCCUCGAGAUCAAUAAUCAUAAACUCAGAGCACAGCAAGACAAACUGGACAAGAUCAACAAAGAAAUAGAUGAGUGUGCUUCAGCUAUUACUAAAGCCCAAGUGGCAGUCAAGACUGCAGACAGAAACCUGAAAAAGUCUGAAGAGUCUGUUCUUCGCACAGAGAAGGAGAUUAAAGAUAAUGAGAAAGAAAUGAAAGACUUAACAGAAGAACUGACUACACUAGAAGACAAAGCUACCAAGGUUAUAAAUGACUGCAAACAAGCUGAAGAAGCAUUGCCAGCAGUUCAGGAGGAGCAUCGUGGGUUACUCAAGGAGAUUCAAAUUAUUCAGGAUGAUGAACAUGCACUUCAAAAGGAAGCUCUUAAUAUUAAGCUGAAAAUAGAACAAAUUGAUAGCCAUAUUUCUGCACACCAGUCAAAGAUCAAAUACUGGCAAAAAGAGAUAUCCAAAUUGUCACUGCACGCCAUAGAUGACAAACCUCCUGAAGAAAUGCCAGUGCUGAGUGAGGAGGAGCUUGAGGCUGUCCAGGAUCCCAACGUGAUCACUAAUCAGAUCGCUCUCCUGGAAGCCCAGUGUCACGACAUGAAACCCAACCUGGGAGCUAUUGCGGAAUACAAGAAGAAGGAAGAGCUGUACUUGAAACGUGUGGGUGAACUGGAUGAAAUUACCAACAUGAGAGACAACUUCAGACAAGCUUUUGAAGAUCUUAGGAAACAAAGGCUAAAUGAAUUUAUGGCAGGAUUUAAUGUCAUAACAAAUAAACUGAAGGAAAACUACCAGAUGCUGACUUUGGGAGGGGAUGCUGAAUUAGAACUUGUGGACAGCCUGGAUCCCUUCUCUGAGGGAAUCGUAUUUAGUGUUCGGCCUCCAAAGAAAAGUUGGAAGAAGAUAUUCAACUUAUCAGGAGGAGAGAAGACACUUAGUUCACUGGCACUAGUUUUUGCUCUUCAUCAUUACAAGCCCACGCCACUUUAUUUCAUGGAUGAGAUUGAUGCAGCACUUGACUUCAAAAACGUGUCUAUUGUAGCCUUUUACAUUUAUGAGCAAACAAAAAAUGCACAAUUCAUCAUCAUCUCGUUGCGAAACAACAUGUUUGAGAUUGCAGACAGAUUAAUUGGGAUUUACAAGACACACAACGUCACAAAGAGUGUGGCAACAAACCCCAAAGUUAUUGCCUCCAAAGCACUGCUUGAACUCAGCGCUGUUGGGGGUGAAGCUCAAAAAUAAGACG
This is a messenger RNA of Apus apus (common swift), 4867 nucleotides long. RefSeq names its product structural maintenance of chromosomes 4 (gene SMC4). The transcript is spliced from 23 exons. Gene Ontology annotation, cellular component: chromosome. Bases 973 to 4863 code for a protein of 1296 amino acids. The record is from RefSeq and is a predicted model, not a curated record. Gene Ontology annotation, biological process: mitotic chromosome condensation. NCBI's taxonomy places the organism in Eukaryota, Metazoa, Chordata, Aves, Apodiformes, Apodidae. Gene Ontology annotation, molecular function: ATP hydrolysis activity; ATP binding; protein binding.